This is a messenger RNA of Chaetomium strumarium, 794 nucleotides long. RefSeq lists its product as uncharacterized. The record is from RefSeq and is a predicted model, not a curated record. The coding region runs from base 417 to 671 and encodes 84 amino acids. The transcript is spliced from 2 exons. Lineage: Eukaryota; Fungi; Ascomycota; Sordariomycetes; Sordariales; Chaetomiaceae.
UCCAGCCAUUAAAGCAUUACUAUAUAAAGGAGCUUAAUAUCCUAGUCCGCGACGGUCUAUUUAAUAUUAUAAAGAUCGAGUUCCUUAUCGUUAUCCAAAAAGCGGGUAAAUAAGCCUUUAAAAAAGCUACCAUUUAAGCUAUAUUUAAAAAGACUGGGAUCUGGCCAUUCUAGCCCUCUAUUGUUCUAUAGGUUAUUCAGGGGUGCUAGGUAGUUCGAACGCCCUUGCCAAUAGCCGACCUAGCUCUUAACAGCUCUCCAUUCGGCACCCCUAUUAUACUAUAGCAGAUGAACAAGAUAGCUGAUAAGCUGGCUAACAUCGCGGGAGACGUUGACAACCUUCAAAGAUUUAUCAAAGGCUGGCUUAUUAUAGCUACUGAACUAGUCUAAGUCAAGCAUAAUCUUCAGAGGACAAAGAUGGCCGAGGACAUCGCCAACCGUGGGGUCCUUACAGUUGCUCAAGCACGUCGGAUGAUCAAGGUCAGGGAGGAUGACGAGCUUGCAAAGGCCAGGCGGGUAGUUCAAGCCGCUGAACAGAGGGCUUACAACAAGAUCAAACGUAUGUAUGCAGAUGCGGCCAAGGAGGCUAGAAAAUGGAGGUUGACUGGCAGGCUGGGCCCUGCAGAGGUUAUAGAGGAAGUGGGCAAGAUACGGCUAUUGAAGAGAGUGUAGAUAGUUGACGACGACGAUGUCGUCGAAGAUGGCGAAAAAGUGGGCGUUUGGCUGGUGUGGGCGCAUGGAUGGUGACCACCAACCUGCCCGGCGGUUCGUUGGCUGGCCCGAAGAAAAGCGGGG